CGUUUGGACCCCGCGUCACGGCUCUUCCCAGGGGGGGUUGAGGACCCUCGAGCACCCCGGUUACCCCACGCCGGGGGCUGCCAGCACCAUCCCCCCACCCGUGACAGCCCAGACCGGAGCUCCGCGGACCCCUUCCUGCCCAGGUCUCCCCAGCCAGGCCCCGCAUCCCGGUGCCGGCCACGUCUCUGCGGGCUCAUCCCUGCGCGGGACCCACUGCCCGAGCUCCCUGGGUGCUGAGCCCACCGGACCUGGGUCAAUAUGAAAGCCUCCGUCUGCGAAUCGGGGCAGAAACUGGAAAUUUUCAUCCCUUUCCUGGGCAAGUGCCGCCCGCCCUUGAGGCGCUGCUGCCAGACCUGCACCCCGAGGAGCUGGGAUGGAUUCUACCACCGGCAGCUCUCCUCCCUCGGCUUCCGCGACACCAUCCGGGUGACGGAGGAGGACACGCGGUACCGGGGCUGGCUGGUCCGAAGGGUCUGCGGUUUCCUGGCUGUCUGGGACUGGAAGGUUCUGGCUGACACCCCGGGAGACCUUCUGGAGAGGGUCUGCCACAGCCAGAGGGUGCAGGAUGUCGCUGCCGGCCGGUCCCGUGGCUCGAGAGGGGAUGGUGCAUCCCUCCAGCAGUGGAAGGAGAAAAUACUCAAGAUCCUGGUGGAAAUCCAGGCCCCGCUCUCCCCCAUCAUGCUGAGACUGUGCAACUGGGCUCUGCUCAAGCUCCUGAACUGCCUCUUCCUCAGUGUGCAGCUCCACCGAGGGCAGCUGGAGAUGGUGCUGAGGGCCGCCAGGAUGCCUGGCGUGCCGCUGGUUUUCCUCUCAACACACAAAUCCCAGCUGGAUGGGCUGCUCCUGUCCUUCCUUCUCUUCUCCCAGGGGCUGGGAGUGCCCAGGGUGACGGUGGGCGGCCGGGUCUGCAGCCCUCGCCUCCGAGCCUUGCUCAGCCGCCUGGGAGGGAUUUUCCUGCCCUCGAGGAUGGAGCAGAUGCCAAUCGACCGGGACGAAGAGCUCCCAGGGGCCGUCCUGGCUGCGUAUGUUGAAGAGGUGCUGAGGAGCCGGCAGCCGCUGCUCAUCUUCCUGGAGGAGCCCCCGGUUGCCAUGUGCCUCUCAGCCGCUGCCCGGCAGUGGCUGGCCCUGGUGUACCGAGCCGUGCGCGAUGGCACCGUCCCUGACAUCCUCCUGGUCCCCGUGGGCAUCGCCUACGACGUGGUCCCCGGCGGCUCGCACUGGGAAGGAGCGCGCGGCACCCGGCCGCUCGGGCUCGGUGCUUUGCUGCGGGCGGCGUGCCGGGCCCUACGCCGACCCCUGGGCUGCGCCCGCGUGGACUUCGCCCAGCCCUUCUCCUUACGGGAGUUUGUGGCCCAAAACCUGGCCGGGCAGAGCAGUGUGGGGAAGCCACCGGAGGAGCCGCUGGUGCCCACCAUCCUCGGGAUGUGCCCCAGCCGGCCGGACGAGAAGGCGGCGGAGGUUUGGCAGCCCGGCCCCGCCACGGCCAGCGGCUGGGAGGCAGAGGAGGAGAUGCUGGUGACCAGGCUGGGCCUGCACUGCCUGAGCGAUGGUGUUGCCUGCUCUGCCGUCAUGGCUGUGGGGAUCACGUCCGCGCUGCUGCUGCACAAGCACCGCGAGGGCGUCUUCCUCUCCCGGCUGAUGCGGGACUUUGCCUGGCUGCUGGAGGAGACCCUGCUGCACCAGCGUGACACGGGCUUCUCGGGGCAGCUCCGGCACCUGGUGCAGCACAGCCUCAGCCUGCUGGGACCCCGUCUCCACCUCUACCGCCUGUCCCCCAUCGGGGAUGUCCUGGUGGUCCCCAAGGCCUCAGCGGAGGCCCUGGGCGAGCUGGGCCUCUACAGUGCCGCCAUCCUGCCCGUCUUCGCCAGUGAGGCAGUGGGAGCCUGCGCCAUCCGUGCCGUGCUGAUGGAGAUGCUGCCCUUCCUGGGGGCGGCCAUGGGCUCCGCCGGCGUUGUGCUUAGCGAGGACGAGCUGCUUCACAAGAUCCAGGAGCUGCUCCGGCUGCUGCCCCCAAACCUGCUGGGGCUCCAGCCCUGCCAGCCCCUGGAUGGCUGGAGCCAGGACAUCGUCGACAAGCUCCUCCUGUGUGGGCUGCUGGAGGCUGAGGAGCCGGAGGGUGGGCGCUGGGUCUGCGACUCGGGCCCCCGGCCCCUCAGCCAGGGGCAGUCCUGGGCCGCGCUGGACUUCACCGACAGCGACAGCGACAGCAACGGUGACAGCGUGGUCCCCAACCGCUGCUUCAAGCUCAGCCAGCCCCAGGGCUCGCCCAGCUUCCUCCUCUUCCUCUGCCGCCUGCUGAGCCCCCCGCUGAGGACCCUCGCCGCAGCUGUGGCCUUCUUGGACCGCCCCAGCUGGCCCCAGCCUGAGGCAGCCUACGUGGAGGCGCUGCUGCAAUUCCUGGCUGAGGAGAAGGGGUUCGAGCAUCUAGACAGGAGCCUGGCGCUGAGCUCCCUGCAGACCUUCAAGGAGAUGGGGGUGCUGGAGGCAGUGCGCAGCCCCCCCGGACCCUUGCUCCACCUCGCCCAGCCUUUCCGCUCCAGCACCAGCCGCGCCAAGCUGGGAGCCUUCAUCCAGCAGUUCAUCCAGCCGUAGCCGCGCCAGUAAACCCGGGAGCAGGGAUGGGA
Falco peregrinus (peregrine falcon) is the source of this 2624-nucleotide messenger RNA. It is a transcript of the gene GPAT2, whose product is annotated as glycerol-3-phosphate acyltransferase 2, mitochondrial. The record is from RefSeq and is a predicted model, not a curated record. The coding region runs from base 259 to 2592 and encodes 777 amino acids. The transcript has 23 exons. NCBI's taxonomy places the organism in Eukaryota, Metazoa, Chordata, Aves, Falconiformes, Falconidae. Gene Ontology annotation, cellular component: mitochondrial membrane.